Molecule: messenger RNA, 10075 nt
Organism: Girardinichthys multiradiatus
Lineage: Eukaryota; Metazoa; Chordata; Actinopteri; Cyprinodontiformes; Goodeidae
Product: oligoribonuclease, mitochondrial-like
Exons: 9
Coding region: 40-882 (280 amino acids)
Cellular component (GO): mitochondrion
Molecular function (GO): nucleic acid binding; 3'-5'-RNA exonuclease activity
Source: RefSeq, a predicted model, not a curated record
GUCUGUCUGGACCAGGAAGAAGAAGAAAAACCUAUCAGCAUGACGAUUCUGUCACGGAGCUUAGCUUGGACUUCAGCUGCGUUCAAACACGGAUCCGGAAGGAAACUGUUAUUGGCUUCGUCCAGCUACAGACAGUGCUGUUCAUAUUGCAGUAAAGGUUCGCUGCAUCCCGUCGGACCUGUCCCAAAGGGGUUUUUUCCUCCAGGAUCAGCUCUCAGCUGUCUUUCAUCACUUGGUUGCGUUUCAAACAUACAGUUGGACAGAAGAAUCAGCAUGUCCACCAGCGCAAUGUCCCACAGGAUGGUGUGGGUGGACCUGGAGAUGACAGGUUUAGACAUUGAGAAGGACCGAAUCAUUGAAAUGGCCUGCAUCAUCACCGACUCUGAUCUGAACAUUAUAGCAGAGGGACCAACCAUGAUCAUCAACCAACCAGAUGAGCUGCUGAACGGAAUGUCGAACUGGUGUAAAGAGCAUCAUGGAAAGUCAGGACUGAUCCAGGCUGUUCAAAACAGUAAAAUCACCCUAGAACAAGCGGAAUAUGAGUUUCUGUCCUUUGUCAGACAGCACACCCUACCUGGACAAUGUCCUCUUGCUGGCAACUCUGUGCAUGCAGACAAGAGGUUCCUGGACAAGUAUAUGCCACAAUUCAUGUACCAUCUUCACUACAGAAUCAUUGAUGUCAGCACCAUCAAAGAGCUCUGCAAACGGUGGUUCCCAAAAGAAUUCAGCAUGGCACCUCACAAGAGCGCAACCCACAGAGCCUCAGAUGACAUAAAGGAGAGUAUUAAGGAGCUGCAGUAUUACAGAGCCAACAUCUUCAAAGCAUCAACAGAGGCGAAGAAAUGCAUGACUGUAGAAAACGGAGGCAAUAAAAUGAUUUAGUACAGGAGUCAGACUGUUCAAAUGCAUUUGGACUGAUUUUCUCUUCUUGUUGAAUUUCCCUGAAACAUAAUUUGUUCAUUAAGUUUUGUUGUUUUCAGCAACACUGUGAGUACUUAAGUUUUGUUGACCCGAAAGAGAUUCAGGUAUAAAAGAAGACUUGAUGGACAAAUUACCAACAAAGUCCAGUGUUCCAGUCUGCAUUUAGAGUAUUUAGGAUGCAACCUUUAAACAAGUCUCUUUAGAUGAGGGGCUAUUGCAUUAGUUCAUGUUACUAUAUUGAGAAUAUGACAGAAUUCAGGCACAAUUUGCUAAUGAUGGGUAUGGUUUUUGACCCCAUGGCCAGGAAACGAGCUCAUCCAUAUCACAACAGUAUAACAUACCUGAUGUCACUUUUCAAAAAGCAGAUGUAUUGGUGAAAGGCAACUCACCUGCUUUUCGAAAUAUUGAAAUAGCUUUAUGGCUGGCAUUCUUGCACAGCUUGCUUCUUAAUUGAGAUCGUCAUCUGAUGCAAACUCCCCCCAGUGCAUCUAAAGAAUUUGUACAUAUUCAAAUUCAAGAGGGGUGGCUGUACCAAGUUGAUAACUUGGUUUUCAGUAUCACUCAGCAUAACCUCUACAGAUAAAGGUUCCAUUAGGGCUGUUGAUGCUUGCUACUCAGCAUGGGAGGAACCACAAAUGCUCACAAAAACAAGAUGUCUGUCUGUUUCACCAUGUACUGUGUAAUUAGCUGAUUUCACCUGAAUAACAUUACUCCAGUUAUUGUGCCACUGCAUGAGCUAUACAUGCCUAUCGUUAUCUUCAUAGAUGAUGAUGCCCCAGGCUCAAACUGGUCAGAGUUUAUACCAUCAGGAAAUGGAUACUAGAGGGUGGGGUGCCUCAAAUGGAGGGGCCUGCAGUUUCUCCGGACCUGACUUCCAUAGAACACUCAGAGAUCAGCUGUCCUGUAGGUGCUUGUUACCCCACUGCCCAGAACCUCAAUGACCUAAGCCCUUCAACAAGAGAGGAAUGUCUUGCAUUAGCAAAUAAUAAAUCGUUUUGUCAAGAACAUGAGAUGUUGUCAUCAAGCUGGGAUAGAUCCGGAAUACACAUCAAUUAUUGAAAGACUAAAAUUUUUUUUGGUGAUAUAUUCAGCCAUUGUUAACUUUAGUUCCAAUAAAUAGUUUGAGAUGAAAAAAUUGCCUCGGUCUACUUAAAUUACCAACUUACACAGUGUAUUAUUACUGUUUACAUGUUCCAGUAAUUUCUGACAAAAGUCAACAUCCCUAACUUGAGGUGAGGUGUUUUGGUGUAUAUUCCAGAAAUGGGUUUUACUUAUGUUGCAAUUUUCAACAAAAGUGUUAACAGGAUGUAUGGCAGUAAUUUUACACACACACAUGCACAUUAUAUGUAUAUAUGUGUUUACAUAUGUGUAUGUGUGUGUGUAUAUAUAUAUAUAUAUAAUGUGUAUGCAUAUGCUUGUAUAUAUCUGUGUGUAUUAUAGAAUUAGCUCAGGACAGCUGACGUAAGCCUAACAUGUACGCCAUCCUUAUCAGCUAAAUCCAGACUUGGUGAGCAUGACACAACAGUUUUGAAACACCCACUAGCAUCCAGUCAUUCAGACACUUUUUUAGUAAACAUCUGAGACACAAAUUUGGUGCGCAAUGAACAUUUGUAAGAAAGUGAUAAAAGCUUUCGAACAGACGCAUUGCUAGCGUUAUCAUCAUAGAUGCCCUCAAAGCAGACCAGCACACAACUGACAGAUGACCAUCUACAUGGUUUUGGUGGGUUUUAUUAAAUGAAGACUAAACAAAAACAGACCAAUGAUAACAUGAAGAAAAUGGAAUAGUGACUUCAGCUGAAUAACAAAAAAGGAAUUUCGAACCGAAAAGGGACAAUAUGGAAGAGAAAAAGCAAUUCUUGAGCCAAGUAGGUGAAGAUGCUAAACAACUUUGGGAAGAUAGACAAAGAGGGAGAAGUAGAAUCAAAUAUUUAAAGGGAAAAGCCAGGCCUGACAUGCAGAGAGUAACGUUUGAACCAGAGGAAAUCAUAGAAAUGUUGCAUAUGAUUAAAGAAGAUACACUACAUUGCAGGAAACACUUUAUAGAAGAAAAGACCCAAAUAAAAUGGAUGAGUUUUCAGACUGACAAAAGGAGAAAAAAGCUUGACCAGAAGCUGGAGAAAAUGAUUAAAGAAAGUAUUCAGUUAGAAAUACUGAAGUUAAAAAUGGACCAGCAAAGACAAGAGACUGAAAAAAAAUGGAAAGAAAUAAUUACCUUAAUUUUAACCACAGAAAAAGUACAAACUAACAUAGAAAAAUCUGCUGAAGAAGUUAAAAACACCAACGAGGAAAUGCUCAAAACCCAAAAGAUCAUCAGAAAGAGCAAUGAAGAAACAAAAGCAUACAUGGACCAUCUGGCUCACAUAAAAAAACAGAUGAACAGAUGGAUAUUGGCACAACCUCCCGUCACUUCAGAACGUCAGAAAGAAAAACAUGGAGACACCCAGAGAGAAGCAAGAUCAGAAAUUGUCACUGACAAAGCAAAGAAAACAACUACAGAAAAAAAUCCCUUGGAGAACAUUAAGACAUUAAAAGGUUAUCUAAUUGAAAAAAAUACAGAAAUCCAUGGCAAAAUAUUAAUACAUACAAAUCCAAAAAAAGCAUGUAUAAAAGAAAUACCUGCGGUGGACAAGCAGAUAUAUAAACUAAAAGAGCAAGAGGAAAUAUUAAAUAUGCAAAUAAAAACAAAUAUUAAAAAACUACAGGAUAAAAGUCAGAAACAGAUGGAAGAUCAGACAAAAUCUUCUACUGUUGAACAAAAACGUAACACCAAGACACUGGUUGUUGUGAAGCAGAAGUCAAAAGAAGAUCCCCAGGCACUUGCUGAGGAGACAGAUGUAUGUUCUGAUGGAAAAUAUCUUCAACAAGCAGAUUUAAAAAGACUCAGAGCAGAGAUUUACCAAACACAAAAAAUUCUUAAAAUGAUAAAACCAGAUAUUGGGUGCCAAAGUGGAAAAUUGAAUAUGACCAUAGAUCUUGAGAAUAAUGAUAAUGAAAUCAAAGGACUUCUGCAAGACAUGAGACAUUUUCAGAGGCUUUUAAAAUUAGCAAAGCCUUACGUUGAGCUGAAGAAAAUGAAUCUGGAUGAAGAUACAUGCAUCUGCAAAAGUACAAUGAAUAAAAAGAGAAGAGAACUGGAUCAUAGAUUGGAGAAAGUCUUAAGAGAGAGAGAUGAAUUGGAAAUCCUAAAAAUACAAAUCCAGAGAAAAUCUGAGGGGACUCAGCAGCAGCUGGAAAAUAUGUUAAAAUGUCAAAACAACAUAGACAAGAUAGCUGGUAAUGCCAAGGAGAAAAGCAAAGUACUAUUGUAUCAAAUAAAGGAGACUGGUGUAAAAAUAGGAAAGCUUGAAGACAUGAACAGGAAGAUUGAAGCUUUAAAAGAAAACUGGAAAAAAAUCUACCUUUUGACCUCUCAGCAUCAGGCUGAGAUUAAAAAACUAAAAACUGAACUCGGACAUAAAAUGGAAGAAGGAAUUAGAGACCGAAAGAUAUUUGACAAAUUGGAAAGUUCAGAAAGAGACAGAUCAUUAAAAGACUCAGUAGCAACACAAGCAGAGGAAACAAUCGGAGAAAUGUUCAUAAUCACAUCACUUCAAGAAAAACUGAUAGAGAAAAGAAAACUGACAAUAAAUGAAUUUGAUGAUACAAACAGUGACAGAGAGGAGCAAAACCUGGAACUAAGUGAGAAAGUGAAACAAGAGAUUUUAGGAAAGAUGUUGGCACAAGACACUGGAGCUGAGGGACAAAAUGCAAAAGUGCCACAAUUGAAAACUGUGGGUCAGAGAAAUAUGUUAGGUCAGCCAAAUGAAAGACAAAAAAAGUGUAUGACAGAAUGUCAGGAUAGAAUAAAAUGGACUAAUAGAGAAAUACAAGAAAUGGAGGUGCUAAAUUCAGAGCUGGAAAUCAAAAGAAAAGAAAAUAAGGCUAUUUUAAAACAAAUUAUGAAAAAAGGGGAAAAGAAUAUAAGAAUGAUGAAUAAAAUAACAGAAGGAAAGAGAUCAUUCAAAAGAGAGGUACAGAGGAAGAGAAAAGAAUUAGACCAAAGAGUGGAGAACAUCAGAAGAGAGAAGGAUGCAUUAGAGAUUUUGAGAUUAAAAUUGAAACAACCAAAAGAAGUGCAGUUUCAUGAGAACCAGACUACCAGAGACCACAGUCCUGCUGUCAGUGUUUCAAUUGAAAGUGAAACACAAAUCCUGGAAAAAAGAGGCUGGAGAAACCCGGAGGCCUAUUGUGUAAUGGAAAACACAACAAAGGGGAAGAAAACAGUGAAAAAAGCAGUAACUGAACUAGUCCCUAAGGUAGAAGAUGCCAACAGUUGUUUGGCUGAGAUCAACAAAGAGAAAACCAAACUUAGAGAUUUGGCUGUUUCAGUCCAAAGAAAACAUGAAAGACUUCAAGAUGUCAUCAACACGAUAGACCUUAAACAGCAAGACAGACAAAGGAAAGAUCAAAUGUUCCAAAGGCAAACCCAGGAACUACAAUCUAAAAUGAUCCAAAUACAGAAAGAAAAGGAAGAGAUUGAGCUUUUAACGAUGACUGGUAAAAACAUGAAAGAGUGGAUUAAAGCUGCCAUGGCCAGCUUCCAUAAGGAAAGAGAACAAGUUGAUUAUGUGAGGAUGGAAGGGAGAGGAGAAGAAAUGAUGUCAACAGAGAAUAUAGAACCAGAAAGACAAAGGUCUGAGCUGAAAACAACAGAGAACAUUGACUUGGAGAAAAGUCAAAUAUCAGAACGUUCUAAAGGAAAAAGUCAACAUCUAAAAGGAAAACUAAGUGAAUGCAUGAAAGUCAACAUGGACCAGCUAAAACAAAGCAUUGAAGGUGUAGAAAAACUCUUUGUUGUUUUGGGACAGAAGCUUGUGAGCCUUAAUGAACAGAAGGAAAAUGUGGCUGGUUAUAAAGAGGUAUUGGAAAGAGAAAAGGACAUUCUGAACACUCUCCUUUACGAUACACUAAAACAAAGAGAACAAAUGGAAAAUCAAUGGAACCAAAUGAUCAAGUCGGAAAAACAAAAAGUGAUUACCAUUGAAGCAGUUCUGAAAAAGGAAAAACAGGAUCUGGACAUAGAGAAACAAAAGAUGGUCAAAGAUAAACUGGACUUACAGAUGAUUAGGUACGACCUCCAGAAACAAACUGAAAUAAUACAAGAAGACAAACAACUUAUUAAAGAACAAAGAAAAGAGUUGGAAAGCACAAGGGUGGAAUUACACAAGAAGACAGAAGAAACAAACAAUCUAUUUGAUGUCAUCAACAAAGAAAAAUCCAAACUUCAAGAUCUUAACCUUCGUCUAAAAACACAAGGAGACAAACUUAAGGUUCUCAUCAAUGUGAUCACUUUAAAACCACAAGAACGAGAAAGCAAAGGCAGAGAAUUUCACACACAAAUUCAACAUCUAGAACUCAGCAGGAAGAAAUUAGAGAAGAAAAUUGAAGAACUGGAGGUUUUGAUGAAGAAUACUGACACGAUGAAGGAAAAGGUUAAAGGUUUCAUGUGCAGCAUCUGUAAGGACAAAGAACAAAUGAUUUCCAUGAAGAUGGAUGUUGAAAAAGACAGAGAAAAACUGUCAAAUGAGAAGGAAUGCCUGCAGAGAGAAAUGUCAGAGUUCACAAUGAGACAAGAUAAACUCUUGAAUGAAAUGAAGUCAACAGCAAACCUAAGACUAACACUUCAAGGAGUUAAAGAUAAAGUCUGUGGGUACAUCAAAGUUAAAAUGGGAAGGUUACAUAAGGGUCAUGAAGAUGCACAGUUAUUGUGUAUUUCACUGGAGGAAAAGCUGUCAACCUUUGGUGAGGAAAUGAAACAAAUAACACCUUACAAAGAGCAAUUUGAAAGAGAAAAGAUCAGUUUAACAUCCAUCAUGUCUUCCAUGAGUAAUCAGAGAGAAAUGAUGGAACGCCAAUGGAAGCAAAUGGUUGACUUGGAUAAAGAAGAUCUUAACAAAAUGAAGGCAGACCUUAAACGAGAAAGGCGGAAUCUGGAUAGAGUGAUUGACAAAAUACACAAAGAAAAAGUGGCCUUACAAUUGAUGAUGUCUGACAUCCAGAAGGAACGUGUGACAUUACAACAAGAAAAACAAGAGAGUAAAGAAGACAGAGAGAGGAUGAACAGGACAAAGAUUGAACUAGACAAGAAGGUAGAAGAUGCCAACAGUUGUUUGGCUGAGAUCAACAAAGAGAAAACCAAACUUAGAGAUUUGGCUGUUUCAGUCCAAAGAAAACAUGAAAGACUUCAAGAUGUCAUCAACAUGAUCGACUUUAAACAGCAAGACAGACAAAGGAAAGAUCAAAUAUUCCAUAGACAAACCCAGGAACUACAAUCUAAAAUGAUCAAAAUACAGAAAGAAAAGGAAGAGAUUGAGCUUUUAAUGAUGACUGCUAAAAACAUGAAAGAGUGGAUUAAAGCUGCCAUGGCCAGCUUCCAUAAGGAAAGAGAACAAGUUGAUUAUGUGAGGAUAGACAAGAGAGGAGAAGAAAUGAUGUCAACAGAGAAUAUAGAACCAGAAAGACAAAGGUCUGAGCUGAAAACAACAGAGAACAUUGACUUGGAGAAAAGUCAAAUAUCAGAACGUUCUAAAGGAAAAAGUCAACAUCUAAAAGGAAAACUAAGUGAAUGCAUGAAAGUCAACAUGGACCAGCUAAAACAAAGCAUUGAAGGUGUAGAAAAACUCUGUGUUGUUUUGGGACAGAAGCUUGUGAGCCUUAAUGAACAGAAGGAAAAUGUGGCUGGUUAUAAAGAGGUAUUGGAAAGAGAAAAGGACAUUCUGAACACUCUCCUUUACGAUACACUAAAACAAAGAGAACAAAUGGAAAAUCAAUGGAACCAAAUGAUCAAAUCGGAAAAACAAAAAGUGAUUACCAUUGAAGCAGUUCUGAAAAAGGAAAAACAGGAUCUGGACAUAGAGAAACAAAAGAUGGUCAAAGAUAAACUGGACUUACAGAUGAUUGGGUACAACCUCCAGAAACAAACUGAAAUAAUACAAGAAGACAAACAACUUAUUAAAGAACAAAGAAAAGAGUUGGAAAGCACAAGGGUGGAAUUACACAAGAAGACAGAAGAAACAAACAAUCUAUUUGAUGUCAUCAACAAAGAAAAAUCCAAACUUCAAGAUCUUAACCUUCGUCUAAAAACACAAGGAGACAAACUUAAGGUUCUCAUCAAUGUGAUCACUUUAAAACCACAAGAACGAGAAAGCAAAGGCAGAGAAUUUCACACACAAAUUCAACAUCUAGAACUCAGCAGGAAGAAAUUAGAGAAGAAAAUUGAAGAACUGGAGGUUUUGAUGAAGAAUACUGACACGAUGAAGGAAAAGGUUAAGGUUUUCAUGCGCAGCAUCUGUAAGGACAAAGAACAAAUGAUUUCCAAGAAGAUGGAUGUUGAAAAAGACAGAGAACAACUGUCAAAUGAGAAGGAAUGCCUGCAGAGAGAAAUGUCAGAAUUCACAAUGAGAAAAAAUGAACUCUCUCAAAUGGUUGACUUGGAUAAGGCAGAGCAAGAAAGGAUCCACAUCUCAAAGACUGAUUUAUACCAGAAAGUAGAAGUUGAUCCUAUACAUGUUGUACAAAUUCAUAAUGAGAUUGUGUCAGCUUUGAUACAGAGAUUCACAUUUCUAAAUCUAAUGACAAUUGAAGUUUUUCAAAAAAAUAUAGACAGGUUAGACAGAAAAUGUGAAGAGCUCGCUCACUUUAUUUGUUCAUUCCAAACAAAUAGUGAAUUGCAUUUAGACAGAUGUUGGAUGAGUCGUCAUUUAAAAUAUUUACAAGGACAAAGACAACAGUUGACCCCAUCAUUGUGUGAAAUGGCAACACAAACUGUAGGUCUGUGUGAUCAGAAAGUGGAGAAAGAGAAACAGAAUGUAAGUCCAUUUAAAGUAAUAAAAUCUGAAAUAGCAGCUCAGAAGCCUCAUGACCUGUUCAAAGCUACUGAAACUGGAUACCAGCUCAUCUCUACGGAGGAUGAAGAUCAUUUGCAAAGUUGUAGUAAAUAUGCAAUAUCCAACAGGGAAUGGCCAGUACUAAAACUUAAAAAAGUGAUAGAUGUGCAAAGAAAGCAGUCUCUAACAACUUCUAGGGUUUCAACAAAGGCGGAGGAAUUUACAAAAUGGCGGAAAAGCAAUUUACUACAGACCUUUUGGAAGUACAACAGAAUGAAACAUAAGGAGAUUAAUCUGAUGAAGCAGAAGGGUGAGGAGAUUAGAAAUAACUUGGAUAGAAAGCUAAAAGAAAUAUUUAAUUUCGAUAAAAUAACACUCUCACUGAAAGAAAAAACACUUAUAGACAAUUCAUUACAGGGAAAAGGUAUGGAGUCAUCAACACAAAGUAGAUAUGAUGCCAUAACUGCCAAAAUAAAAUAUGUGGAGCUUCAACAAGUUAAGCUUAACAUGCUGAGCAAGACUGAAAGACUUCACCUCAAAGAGAAAGUCAGUAAGACAUAUGUUUCAGGUGAAAAAUUUAGUCAAACUUCUCAGAAGGAUACAAUCCCAGCAAAAAUGCAAGAAAUGCAAACUUCCUUUAAAAUUACCAAUGAGCAGGAUGAAGCAAUAGGGGAAGAAAAUGAAACAGUUCCAGUGGAAUCAAGCAGACUUCUCUGUCUGCUCCAACAUUACUGCUGUCGCUGCUGCUGUCAUUGUUGUACCUGUCGAAAGCAAGUGUGCCCAAACAAAAAUGGAAACAUGCAUAAGUAAAAUGUGUGGUUUGUGUGUGUGUGUGUGUGUGUAUACUAUUUUUUUCUGCCAGAUCAUUUUACUUUUAUUCAAUGACAAUGGUAAAUUGAAAUGUGGAAAUUUAUGAUUUAGCUCAUAUUACCAUCCUAAUUUUCAGGAUGUUGUAAAAAGAAUUUUAUGUAUGCAACAUGCCUCAAAGUUAGAAGUGUAAGGCAGUGUCAUUGUAAACAUAAUUUCCUAUAUUUUCUGAUGAAACCAUUUGAUAGUGUACCUAAACUAUUUUGUAAGUGAAUGCUGUUUUAAUUUGUAAUUCCAUUUCUAACAUUGAAUCAUGGGUUAUUGCCCUCAGUUUUGGGUUUAGGGUAGGCUGAAGAAAUUCAAAUAGAACAACUUUAACUGAGUUUUAAAGUCACUUUCUCUGUAUGACUCCAUACAGCAGCAACAGCAGCUGCGUGUUGUGUUAUUCUUUUCUUAUAAAUUAAUAAACUUAUAAGCACUCA